Molecule: messenger RNA, 4343 nt
Organism: Lepisosteus oculatus (spotted gar)
Lineage: Eukaryota; Metazoa; Chordata; Actinopteri; Semionotiformes; Lepisosteidae
Source: RefSeq, a predicted model, not a curated record
CUGUUAAUGAAGAGAAUUUCUUUGAAUGGGAAGCUCUUAUCAUGGGUCCUGAAGAUACAUGCUUUGAAGGAGGUGUUUUUCCAGCCAUCCUGAGCUUUCCAUCUGAUUACCCUCUCAGUCCUCCGAAGAUGAGAUUUACCUGUGAAAUGUUUCAUCCUAACAUCUACCCUGAUGGACGGGUUUGUAUUUCCAUCUUACAUGCCCCAGGAGAUGAUCCUAUGGGUUAUGAGAGCAGUGCUGAGAGGUGGAGUCCAGUCCAGAGCGUGGAAAAGAUUCUGCUGUCCGUGGUCAGCAUGCUAGCUGAGCCAAACGAUGAGAGUGGAGCCAAUGUCGAUGCAUCAAAGAUGUGGCGUGAAGACAGAGACCAGUUCUGCAGAAUUGCUCAACAGAUUGUACGCAAAUCCCUGGGGCUCUAAUGCUCCCAAUGUCUCCACCUAAUGGACCUUUGAUGUUAUUUCUUUUUUAAUUUUCACAAAGAGGACUGGAAAUACAUUGCUAAAGCAGAAGAGAUGGCCCUUUUCUCUCUCUUCCUUGGACUUUGUGCUAUGCAUUACCAGCUGCUUUCAUUUUUGUUGAGGGCCUGUUGUUGGGAACACUGACAAUGUGGGUGAAAAUCAGUAGAUUUGGGUUCCUUCAUUUGUCCUGUGUUUUCCCUCUAUCAUUACAUCUUACUUUUCCAACUUCCUUGUUGUUCAUAAUACAGGAAUUAGUAUGUAUGACAGAAUUUGUCUCUUCAACAGUCUAUUUGUAUGACUACAGUGAGAUAAUAAUUAUACAGCAUUUAGGUUGUUGUACAAAAGAUACUUAUGACAAAAGGCUGUAGUCCUACUUAACUGAGAAAAAUCUGGAAGAGUACUUUGUAUUUACCAGAAAAGCAAGCUUAUCUUGCAGUGUGAUACUGACUUCUUUUUCUUCCUUUGCAAAAAGGGUUGUACAAUGCUUACUGCUCUAUAAGGCAUAGACUUCAGAAAUACCUGUCUCCUUCGACUUUUAUUUAAAUAGAUAAUAAUUUUGAAACAAGAAUUAAACAGAUGGCAACAUUAAACCGAGCCAAACAAAUGAAUGUAGUGACCUGUAUUUAUAGGUUUGUUCUAUAUGAAAAACACAGACUAUAAUUUACUACCUUUAACUGUGUAAUUCAUGUAUGCAUUUUAUUACUCAUAUUCUAGUUUCUCAACUUGAAGCUUUUCUGUCACAUUUCUUCUUGCAGAUGUUCUGACUUUAUUAGGAAAAAUAUCUGCAAAGAAAAUAAAGGGUGUGACUUUUUUAAUGUUUUUUUGGGAGCUUGUCUUUUAGAUUUAUAUUGUAGAAUAGAGAAUUUACCUAUAAAAGCCUGGUUCUGGAAGGGCAGGUCACAUAAACAACAUUCUGAAGCAUAGUUUUUCAAUAAAUGAAACCUAAACCAAUUUGGUAAUCAGUAUUUUUUUAAAAAGUGUUUUUUCUUCUACUGCGUUAAAUUUAAUGGGUCUAGGACCAUGCUUGACCUUAAUGGCUGCUAAAGUACUAGAAAGAAAGCAUCCUAUCACCAUUUGAUAGAUAACCUGAGGAAUACUUAUUUUUCAGUGCAGUCGUAAAUGCAGUUGAAGAAUUUGCUCUAUAAGGUCUCUUCCUGUUUCAUUGUUCCAGUGCAUCCCGAAGGUGUUUUAUGGGCCAUAAUUCAGGGAAGACCAUGCUAUGUUUCCAGUCCUUUUCUUUCAAUCCAUUGUUUUACACUCCUGGCUUUGAUAGAGCAUGUCAUUAAGUUGGCAUAUGUACAGGAGCUCCUUCAAUUUGCUAGUACAAUAAUUUUCCAAAGUACCUUGGUACAUGCUUAAAUGUUCUGAUGGGACAGUGUUAGUGUGUUAGUCAAAACCGUUUCCUGGAGGCCUUCACACCCAGACUCUCCCAUUGGAUACCAUCCAUCCAAAUGUAUCCGGUAUUAUCACUCCACAUGCUGUUUCCGAGUUUCUUUACCCAAGUUACUAAAGAUUCCAGAACCCCUGUGUUCAUCUCUGUGCUUUUAUAAGUGAUCAGUGGCUUGGUUUAAAGUGUUCUGUCAUAAAAUUUUUGUGCAUGCAGUUCCCUACGUUCGGUGCAAGCUUGCCCGUCGCUUGCCUGUGACAUUGAUCAACUAGGCUUUUUAACUUUUUCACAUUUCACUGUUUCUCAUGCCUGAUCUACCAUCAUUUUGUACUCUUCUGGUCUGGAUCCUUCUCACUAAACUGUAAGAGCCAUGAAUUCUCUUCAGUCCCAUGAGCAUAUGAUAUCUGAACAAACCAUCUUUCCUCACUAAAAUGCUUUCUGUUCUAAAUUAUCUUGCUGGCAGGAAUCAGAUGCAUGAGGUUGCAAAUACCUAUAUAUACACCUUUGAACUACAGUCCUUAUCCUCUGCAUACCUAAAAGUAUCUUGUACAAUCCAUUAUUGGCAUAGAGAGGCUUGUCCAUUACUUUUGGUAUUAUAGUGUAAAUAGGUUACUAUAUAGCUUUAUGUUGGUCAUUUCUUGACACACUCCUUGCCAGUAGAAUGUAGUAGAAGUAUAAUGCCAUUUUAUUUUAGCCUGUGUACAACAAGCAUAUUAAAGGUCAUUUGCAUAUGCACAUAAUACUAGUAAGAUCACAAGGCUCUUAGAAUGUGAUUAGGUAAUUUUGGAUUUAAAGCAAUAUUUUUUACAGUAACCCAACAUUUUAGUACAUACACAUCAUUCAUUGGUGUCUUGCUGACUUGAUAAUUACCAUGAUAUUUGGUGUGAUGUUUAAGUGUUUUGAAAUGUAUAGAAAUUGUUGUGUGGAUGUUUUUUAACAAUGUCUGUAUAAUCUGAAUUUAAAAUGGUUUUUGAUGGCAUGGGGAAAAGACAUAGUGGCCUGCAAGAAUUUUAGUUUAGUGUAUAAGAUCAUUCACUUUAAAAAAAAAAACUUAUAUUGUUUUUUGGGUAGGUUAACAUUGAAAAGGACUAGACUACACAAAAUUUGGCAGUCACGGUCUGUUUUAUUUCAGAGAUGCAAUGCAGAUGCAAACAGCGCCUUAGUACGUAAGUGAGCUUAAUUAAAGAUAUACAUUACAAUCUACGGAAAAGCAAGGCUUUAUGUUGUAUAAUUAAUUAAGCUUUUCUAUUCAUUUUCAGCUGUCCAUAAACAGAAGAACUAUGCUUUGAAUUUAAAUAUCAUAAGCAAAUAUCAUAAUUACCACAGUACAACUCAAUCAACAAAUCCUUUUUAAAAUGCAAAUAGUAUUAUGUAUGUGAUCAAUGUGUUAAUGAUAAAAAUUAGACUGACUCUUCUUUGUGCAUCAGUCUAUUUUAUUGUGCAGUUUCACUGUACAGAUUACUUUGUGUUCCAAAAUGUUAAAUACAUUGUGUCGGUGAUGUAAAGUACUGUAGUUGUGAAAGGUCUAAUGCUAAUGUAAAAAACAACGCUAGCAACUGUAGUCCAGAACAUUAAUAAUGUAAGGGCCAGGUACUGGAUUUUUUGGUAGAUUAGUAUAUUUUCUUCAUUCCUAAAAUUUGUAAUUUUUCAGUCAAGGCUGUUCAUAGACACAAUCUUUCCUGAGCUUUAGUGGCGGACUGGAUGCCUCUCUUGCCAUUCAGUGGAGUUGCAGCCCACCCAAAUGACAAAAAGAGUGUUUUAUGAACUUGGACUGUUCAAAUUCUAGAGUAGCCAUUUCACUAUAUGAAUAGUAGAAGGUGGCAAAUUGCUAUGUGUAUUUUAGAAAUGAAGAAUGCUUAACAUGACUUCUUAAAGAAUCCUUGACUAGGUUGAAGAUAUAUUAUCCAUUCAGAAAUAUAUAAAUACAUUUAGCUUCCCUCUGAAAGUAAAGUCACUUCAAUAUAACAGUCAAGCAGUUAGGUAAAAUACAUGUAUAGUAUAAAAGGUAUUGUCUCAGACCAAUUUGUCAUGGAAAAGAUAAGAGAUCCGUUUGCACAUAACAGGACAUUUACUGUAAAACAUUUGAAUUGCCUUAUGUUAUAUAACACCACAUUUAAAUAGUGUUAAGUAAUCUCUGAAUUAUGAAAUGGGACAAUCGUGUUAGUAGAUGUUUUUUUAUAAUGCUGCCCAAUAAAACAAAAAUGUAACAGGGGUCACACAGAAGCUAUGCAAUCAAGUGGCUAUUAAAACAAUCCUGCUGCCAGCUGUUUAGAGGAGUACCAUUGCUUCCAAUAACUUAUAUACUUUAGAAAACAUAUAUAAGCAUGUUCCUUUGAAGUGAGUACUUUGCACAUCUAAUAAUAACUUAAAUUUCUGUUACAAACUAAGCAAUACUAAAUCUUUUAUCCCCUUUCUGCAAUCAUUUUUUAUUUCUGUGUAAUCGACAUUUGAAAGCAGAUGUGUUUGAGAAGAUUACAAAUAAACAUAUUUAUCGCUUCCUA